AUGAGUCAAAUCAUGCAGAAAGCGGUUGCGACCGCUAGCUUGAUAGCCCUGCUCGGCUCAACGUCGGCAGUGGCAGCUCAAAGCUCUUCGAAUGGUCAGUUGCCCAUCCUGGGUAUUCUUACUGACACGCUUGCUCAUAUUCAUUCUUCAGCGGUUGUCGUGGAUGGCACUACUUUUGCCCUGAACGGCGACAACUUCUCAUACCGUUUUCAUGUCGAUAAUGAGACUGGCGAUCUUUGGUCAGACCACUUCGGUGCGAGCGUGACAGGAGACAUUCCCUUUGAGAAUGUACCUGCUGUCAAUGGCUGGGUCGGCAUGCCAGGCCGAGUCCGUCGGGAGUUUCCUGACCAGGGCCGGGGUGACUUCCGUAUUCCUGCCAUUCGCAUUCGACAGUCUGAGGGCUAUACGGUCUCCGACUUGCAGUAUCAAUCGUACGAUGUGAUUCAAGGCAAGCCGGAACUACCAGGACUGCCUGCCACUUUUGGUACAGAUAAGGAUGUGACUACCUUGGUCGUUCACCUUUAUGAUAACUAUAGUACUGUGGCAGCGGAUUUGUCGUAUUCCGUAUUCCCCAAAUACGACGCCAUCGUCCGCAGCGUGAAUGUUACCAACAAAGGCAAGGACAACAUUACCAUAGAAGCUUUGGCGAGUAUGAGUGUGGACUUUCCCUAUCAGGACUUGGACAUGAUCAGCUUGAGGGGUGAUUGGGCCCGGGAAGCUCACCGUGAACGAAGAAAAGUCGAGUAUGGAAUACAGGGGUUUGGCAGCUCUACAGGAUAUUCUUCACACCUCCACAACCCAUUCCUUGCUCUUGUCGAUCCAACUGCCACAGAAUCUCGUGGCGAAGCGUGGGGCUUCUCGUUAGUGUAUACCGGCUCAUUCUCCGUGGACGUCGAGAAAGGCUCUCAAGGCUUCACUCGUGCCCUACUUGGACUCAAUCCCAACCAGCUCUCAUGGAACCUCGGUUCAGGUGAAACAAUAACGACGCCUGAAUGCGUGUCUGUCUAUUCCCAGAGUGGAGUCGGUGGGAUGUCGCGUUUGUUCCACGGGCUUUACCGCAACCACCUCAUCAAGAGCAAAUUCGCCAUGAAGGAUCGCCCUGUCCUGUUGAACAGCUGGGAGGGUCUUGGUUUCAACUAUAACGAAAGCACUAUCUAUAAUCUUGCUCAAGAAUCGGCGGACUUGGGAAUCAAACUCUUCGUCCUGGAUGAUGGGUGGUUCGGUGAUAAGUAUCCUCGACUGUCUGACAACGCUGGUCUAGGUGACUGGGUACCCAAUCCUGAUCGCUUCCCAGACGGUCUGGACCAUGCAGUGAACAGUAUCACCGCGCUGAAAGCUGCAAACACAUCCACUAAGCUCCGAUUCGGUCUCUGGUUUGAGCCUGAGAUGGUCAACCCUAAUUCCAGCCUCUAUCGUGAACACCCUGACUGGGCCUUGCAUGCCGGAUCCUACCCCCGCACAGAAAGACGUAAUCAGCUCGUUUUGAACGUGGCUCUUCCAGAGGUGCAAGACUUUAUCAUCAAGUCUGUGUCGAGCAUUCUUAGCAGCGCCGAUAUCACCUACGUGAAGUGGGAUAACAAUCGGGGUAUCCACGAAACGCCCUCGCCGUCCACUGACCACGAGUACAUGCUGGGUAUGUAUCGAGUAUUCAACAACCUGACCACUCAAUUCCCAGAUGUCCUGUGGGAGGGCUGCGCUUCUGGCGGCGGUCGCUUUGAUGCGGGUGUACUUCAGUACUUCCCUCAGAUCUGGACCUCAGAUGAUACCGAUGCCGUUGAGCGUAUCACCAUUCAAAUGGGAACAUCACUCGUUUAUCCCCCGAGCGCGAUGGGUGCUCAUCUUUCCGCCGUCCCCAACCAACAGACAGGCAGAUCACUACCCGUCGCAUUCCGCGGCCACGUUGCCAUGAUGGGAGGGUCUUUCGGCCUAGAGCUAGAUCCCGCCGAAAUCCCGAGUGAUGACAAGGCUGCCCUUCCUGGCCUCAUUUCACUGGCCGAGAAGGUCAACCCAAUUAUUUUGACCGGGGAUAUGUACCGUCUGAGUCUACCGGAGGACUCGAAUUGGCCCGCCGUUCAGUUCAUCUCGCAAGAUGCGUCGCAGGCGGUACUGUUCUACUUCCAGAUUAACCCCAACAUCAAUCACGCACUCCCUUGGGUCAAGCUGCAAGGAUUGGAUCCCAAGGCCAUCUAUAGUGUGGAUGGCAAUGUUACCUAUUCCGGAUCAGUCUUGAUGAAUGUUGGGUUGCAAUUUGUCUUUGAGACAGAUUAUGGCAGUCAAGUGGUGUUCAUUGAGAAACAGUGA
Penicillium cataractarum is the source of this 2301-nucleotide messenger RNA. RefSeq names its product alpha-galactosidase. Gene Ontology annotation, molecular function: alpha-galactosidase activity. NCBI's taxonomy places the organism in Eukaryota, Fungi, Ascomycota, Eurotiomycetes, Eurotiales, Aspergillaceae. The transcript is spliced from 2 exons. The record is from RefSeq and is a predicted model, not a curated record. Bases 1 to 2301 code for a protein of 766 amino acids. Gene Ontology annotation, biological process: carbohydrate catabolic process.